AUGAACGAUUCUGACGGCGAAACCCGUCGAGCGACUAUCAAAAAGCGUGGUAAGAAGCCGGGCAAAUCCGCUAUGGUGGUCGCCGUGGACAGUUAUCUUGAGUCCCCAAGUGGUGGUACAGCCUCCGAUCUGUACCGAGCAGCGCGGAAACUCUCAGCACACAAACCACACUGCGCUUUGCAGCUGCUCGAUACGCUGGCAGAGCAUCUUCUCGCUGCUACUCCAGAGGCGCUGCAACUGCUAGAGCUCUGCUACUUGUUUGCAAGGAAAACGGCAAUUGGGUAUCCCGUCUCAGUCUCAGCAUUGCGGAAUGGUUGCGAAGUGGACACAGGACUGAACCUGCAACUUCUCGAAUUGGCUGAGAUGAUUAAGAUAAGUGCUGGUGUUAGGAUUUACGCCAAGGAGAUGAAGAAGAUCAAGGAUUUCUACCUCAAUGGGAAGCAAACUUUUCAGUGA
Molecule: messenger RNA, 456 nt
Organism: Phytophthora infestans T30-4
Lineage: Eukaryota; Oomycota; Peronosporomycetes; Peronosporales; Peronosporaceae
Exons: 5
Coding region: 1-456 (151 amino acids)
Source: RefSeq, a predicted model, not a curated record